UGGACCCAAAUAGGUGUGUGUGGGGUCGGGGGGAGACCUGCGGGCCCAGCUUCCCAGCUAGACAGCAGCCGUUUCUAAACAUACGUCCCAACCUUCUUUAGCAAUUGAGCAUCUCUGGGCCCGAGAAGCACCUUCGCCUCCCGACCGCCUAGUCUGGCACCCUGGUCUUCACCGAACUCGACUUCCCGUUGACGCCACACCGGAGACUUCCGGUUGCCGGCCUUGGGGUUAAACUGCCUAACGCGGGGGCUGCGAGUCCCCUGGGCUCCUGCGGGAUUCUGAUGGAGGAGCUAUUUCUGCGAGGACACAGCAGGAGGGCGCCGCUGCUGGUCGGGGCAGGUUGUGAAGACCGGGGUGGCGCGGCGCACCAAGGCCUGUAUUUGAGGAAUUAGACCUUUUGAGCACCAUUUGCUACCCAGUUGGCAUUUGCUGAACAACUACUUCGUGCAUGGCCCUCUAAUGGGCUAGAGCGAGUCAACAAGAUCUGUAUUCGCAGACGCUUUACACGACAGACUGUAAAGAAACUAGAACUGUAUAGGAUGAGGUGCUGAGAAAUGAACAAGACUGGGACUAGGCUGAGGCAGUUCUUCAGACUGUCAUCAUGGGUAUCCGAGGACUAAUGAGUUUCGUGGAAGAUCACAGUAAUGAGUUCUUCACUGAUUUGAAGUUGCGGGACACAAAAAUUAUCAUUGAUGGCUAUGCUCUUUUCCACCGACUUUGCUUCAAUUCAAAUUUGGAGCUUCGGUAUGGAGGGGACUAUGAUUCUUUUGCAGAGGUUGUAGAAAACUUCUUUGAAUCACUGUUUGCUUGUAAUAUAUGCCCGUAUGUUGUAUUAGAUGGAGGAUGUGACAUUUCAGAUAAAAAGCUUAUAACUUUAAAGGAUCGAGCUAGAGAGAAGAUUCAGAUGGCCCAUUCCCUAUCUAUUGGUGGGGGUGGGUGUGUGUGUCCCUUACUCAUCCGUGAAGUGUUCCUACAGGUUUUGAUCAAGCUGCAAGUAUGUUUUGUCCAGUGCUUUUCAGAAGCAGAUCGGGAUAUUAUGACACUUGCCAAUCACUGGAAUUGCCCUGUGUUAUCAUCAGAUAGUGACUUUUGCAUUUUUGACCUGAAAACAGGGUUUUGUCCAUUGAAUGGCUUCCAGUGGAGAAAUAUGAACACUAUUAAGGGCACACAAAACUACUAUAUUCCUGCCAAAUGCUUUUCCCUUGAUGCACUCUGCCAUUACUUCAGCAAUAUGAACAAAGCUCUACUACCUCUCUUCGCAGUACUGUGUGGGAAUGACCAUAUUAAUCUGCCCAUCAUAGAGACAUUCUUAAGUAAAGUACGCCUUCCUCUUAGAGCUACUAGUUCUAAGGGAAGGAGACACCACCGAGUUCUGGGACUUCUGAACUGGUUGUCUCAUUUUGCUGACCCUACUGAAGCACUAGAUAAUGUUCUGAAAUACCUCCCAAAAAAGGAUCGAGAAAAUGUUAAGGAACUUCUCUGCUGUUCCAUGGAGGAAUACCAGCAGUCCCAGGUGAAGUUGCAGGACUUCUUCCAAAAUGGUACUUAUGUUUGUCCAGAUGCCUUGAAUCUCGGUUUACCAGAAUGGGUACUAGUGGCUUUAUCCAAAGGCCAGCUGUCUCCUUUCAUCAGUGAUGCUCUGGUGCUAAGACGGACCAUUCUUCAAACACAGGUAGAAAACAUGCAGCGACCAAAUGCCCACAAAAUAUCUCAGCCCAUCCGGCAAGUUAUCUAUGGGCUUCUUUUAAAUUCUUUGUCACAUGUAGAAAACAUGUCCUGGAGUGCCUUGCCUCAUCAGCCUCUAGCUUUCAGUGAAGUAGAAAGGAUUCAUCAAAACAUCAAAACAUCAAUUGUUCAUGCAGUAGAACUGCCCAAAGAUCAUUCUGAUUUGAGCAAAUUGACCAAGAAACCACAUGGGUUACCAUGUUAGUUGUUAGCAGUGGACAGAACACCUCUCAAGUUAAAACAGGAGGUUGUUAAUCACAAGGAGACAUGGAAGUGGAUCAUUCUUGGUGUAUGAGGCAGUACCAAGAUCAGCCUCUUUCUGGAUACUUCUGCCUCUCCUGUGGCAGCUUCUGCAGGCCUGUACUUUCACUCCCCAAGGGAAAGGGAAAGGAGUUGUCACAUGCAAUAAAAUCUAAGGAGCUUUAAAGGGCUAUGAGCACAGUAGUUUCCUUUUUGGAAG
Molecule: messenger RNA, 2185 nt
Organism: Marmota flaviventris (yellow-bellied marmot)
Lineage: Eukaryota; Metazoa; Chordata; Mammalia; Rodentia; Sciuridae
Gene: Aste1
Product: asteroid homolog 1
Molecular function (GO): nuclease activity
Source: RefSeq, a predicted model, not a curated record